AUGUUAUUGCCAAAGAAUAUUGAAUUAAACAAGAUGAGAAACUUACUAGGCUUACACUCAACGAUGCGAAGUACUUUCUUCAUUGGUCGGGUUAUGUGCCUCCUACCCAUUAUAGGUCUUAAUUUUCCAGUCAGCAAGUAUUUAAGGUUCACUCUUCGGACUCCAUACACAAUAAUAUAUUUCAUCAGUCUAUUUGGACAACUUCUUAUGUUCAGCACGAGCUUUCAUUGGCUUGUACAUAAUGGAAUUUCCUUGGCAACGAUUACCAAUGCUCUAUUCUACUCAGCGAGUUUGGUCUCAUCGCUAGUGCUGGCCAACAUGAGUCGAUCGUGGCCCAAGUUGGUCAGACAAGUCGAGUUAAUAGAAACAAAGUUGCCCUUACUGACGCCCCACGUUGCUUCCUUAUCUAAUAUUGUUAUGGUGUUUAUGCUGUUUGCUGCUUUGGUGGAACACGUGCUGUCAAUUUUAUACUGUUUAACAGUAGCAAGUAACUGCAACCCGAACAAUAUAUUAGAAACAUUCUUCCAACACAACAUGCCCUGGAUAUUUGACUAUACAUCCUACAGUUUGUGGAAAGGCAUCUUGGUUGAGGUAUUCAACAUACAAUCGACUUUCCUGUGGAGCUUCUCCGAUUUACUCAUCAUGGUAAUAAGUAUCUACUUGACUGAGCAUUUUGUGGUCCACAACUAUUCGCUUAAAAAGGCUAUUAACGAGAAAAGUUUUCCUUGUGUUGAAUUUCGGAAACAAUACUCUCUGAUAGUGCGUCUUGUGAAAUUAAUAAAUGAUCAUAUUGGCAUAUUUAUAUUGACGUCUUUCGGAAGUAACCUUUACUGGAUUUGUAUUCAGUUCUUCAAUAAUCUGAACAAAACACAAACAGGGCAUUUUCUGUCGUGCCCAACUGAACAACAAGGAAAGACUUUAACCAGCAUAGUACACACAGCAUACUUCACCUACUCUUUCUCUUUCCUCGUUGUAAGAACGUUUUCUGCCCUGUUAUUGGCUGCGAGAGUCCAUUCCAAGUCUAGGACACCUUUGUUAAUGCUGUAUAACGUACCUAGCGCGAGGUAUAAUGUUGAGAUAGAGCGGUUCAUCUAUCAAGUUAAAAAUCUGAAGGUAGCUCUCAGUGGCUUAGGCUUCUUUUACGUGACGAAAACUAUGAUAUUAAGUCUUAUAGGAACCAUUAUCACGUACGAACUAGUGUUGCUGCAAUUCGAUAAUGAAUAG
Messenger RNA from Colias croceus (clouded yellow), 1224 nucleotides. RefSeq names its product gustatory receptor for sugar taste 64f-like. Bases 1 to 1224 code for a protein of 407 amino acids. The transcript is spliced from 11 exons. The record is from RefSeq and is a predicted model, not a curated record. Gene Ontology annotation, biological process: sensory perception of chemical stimulus; detection of chemical stimulus involved in sensory perception of taste. Gene Ontology annotation, molecular function: taste receptor activity. Gene Ontology annotation, cellular component: membrane. NCBI's taxonomy places the organism in Eukaryota, Metazoa, Arthropoda, Insecta, Lepidoptera, Pieridae.